Messenger RNA from Corticium candelabrum, 1642 nucleotides. Its product is annotated as tyrosinase-like. The record is from RefSeq and is a predicted model, not a curated record. Lineage: Eukaryota; Metazoa; Porifera; Homoscleromorpha; Homosclerophorida; Plakinidae. Gene Ontology annotation, molecular function: oxidoreductase activity.
UCCUGCACAGUAUUAUGCGUUCUACUGGUGAACUUCUCUUCUUGUCGCUCUCAUUUUUGUUUGUUUUCUUCACCUCUUUUGGACGAUGCCAGUUUCCCAAACAGUGCAUUACCAACGAUGGCGGCUCGUUCGUAGUUAUGGAAGAAUGUUGCCCAGAAGCUGUACCUGGGAAUAGUGCUACAAGAUGCGGCGGUCAAGGGAAAGGAGUCUGUGUCGCCUUGAACACGAACGACUAUCAUCAGCAGUUCAAUAGAUCCAGCUACUCAGCUUAUAUACAAAACGACCCACGAAUAGGAUGGCCCUACUCGUGUGGUGUGAGAAGAUACUGCAAGUGCGAAAAGAACUGGGAUGGUCCCGGAUGUACAGAGUGCGCUGAAGGAUACAUAAAGGAAACAGACAAUAGCUGUGUUGUCCGGACGGGAUCCCAAAUGCUUAUUCGUAAAAACGCAUUAAAAAUGAAUGACGAACAAUGGGCUACAUCUUGGAGAGUGGUCAACGAGUCCAAAGUUACAUACAGCGAUUACUUGGUGUAUACGGGAAAUGGAACCACAACCACAGACAGGAAUCCUCGCCUUGUCGGUAACUUCAGUUUUGUUGACAAUGUGACCGUUUACAAUGUUUUUGCCUGGAUGCAUUAUUAUGCAACAAAAGGAAAUUAUAAAGUAAUAGAGUACACGGGUAAUGAAGCGGCCAAUUUGAAUCAGACGAAUGGCAAACGGUUUGCGUCAGUGGCAGAAACGAAGGACCGAAUAUCGAGUCCGUGUGCGACCCCUCUAACCCGGAUAAGGACCAUGAAACAAUGUCUUGGAUGUAUUGUGGGAGCUUUGGAUAACAGAGAGCUACCAACCGCGGACGAACAAGCAAAGAUGCUAAACAGCGCGACCUCCUUUGAUGCACCGCCAUGGAACAAGGAGCCCAAUGGUGUCCAGAGCUUUCGAAACUCACUAGAAGGCUGGGUUCACAUAUCUACUAUCGAUCAACCAGGAAAUCCAACUUAUCACGAGUUUCACAACAGGGUUCAUAUUUACAUGGGUGGAAUUAUGGCCGACGUUUCGCCAGCUCCUAAUGAUCCAAUUUUCUUGCUCCAUCAUGCUAACAUCGACGGUCUCUUUGAAGUAUGGUUGAGAAAAGAAGACUGAGGAGAGUACGUGCCGAAUAGUAAUCAAGCCGGUCAUCCGGGACAUGCCAAGAAUGAUUGGAUAAUACCAAUUGUUCCCUUUGUAACGCACGGAGACAUAUACAAGACCGCACCGGUUCUUGGAUAUGAAUACGACAAUAUCGAGUUCCCAGAUGAACCCACUAUGGCUACUAAAGCUAGUGCAGCUACUGAAGCUACACAAGGGACUGGAGCAGCUGUACACAUGGCUGUUCCCGCUUUGAUGCAAACAUUUAUGGUUGCUGCUGCUGUUCUUGUUGGCUUAAUGUGUCACUAGUUUGCUUGAAAUGUUGGAUGACAGCUGACUAAUGCAUGCUAGAUUGCUGAAGCUGCUGGUUUAGUUUGUAGAGCAUCCCGGUUGGAAAUGCUGAUUUGCCGUAGUAGUCAUGCAUGCAGUACUGUGUUACUAGUCCAAUAGCAGUUUGUCCCUCUGAAUGUUGCUGUUUGCAAUUAUGCAAAUAUUUGAAUACAAAUCAUUGCAUCUCA